AUGACGUGGCUCCUGAAGACGGUCCCGACACAAUUCCAGAGGGGAUGCCCCUCGGCGGAUCGAUAUGAAGUAGCCUGUAAGAAGACGCCUUGCUUGGCUUGUUUACGACAUUCCGGGGUCAUGAGACCACGUCGCCCCCAAGCGCGAUCUUCCUCGCAUUCAUUGCUCGCAACAUGGCGUCUGCUCUCCAUCACAAUCAGACCAAUAUACACGGAAGACUCAGCUUCCCAAGAGUAUAAAGCUACACGGGGCUUUCUCGGCCACGUUUCGCCCUCUGCGUCCGCGCAACACGAUGCUGGCGAUCCUGCUUGUCAGUGGCCUGCUCCUACGGCAAACCGUUCUAGCUCGAAAAUCCUCCAACCUUGA
This is a messenger RNA of Dichomitus squalens LYAD-421 SS1, 366 nucleotides long. RefSeq lists its product as uncharacterized. The transcript has 2 exons. The record is from RefSeq and is a predicted model, not a curated record. Lineage: Eukaryota; Fungi; Basidiomycota; Agaricomycetes; Polyporales; Polyporaceae. Bases 1 to 366 code for a protein of 121 amino acids.